AGCUCUGGCUAAAAUUAUAAAAUUUAGCUGUAAAUGGACCAUAAUUUUGAAACAGAGAAGAGAGUCUCAGUGGAGCCCCUGGCCGAGAGGUCGACCAGGCAGACAGAUCAUAGGAUCGGGAGUUACAAUAGCGAAGUCCAGUUCUGGCUAGCAUGACUAGGAAGCGCAGUAGGGUAUGGGAAUAUAUGGAGAUUUCCGAAUAUGAUGUACCGGAAUGGCGGCGGAGUGUUCUUCAUACCGUUUUUUAUCUGUAUUGUUGUCAUUUGCCUACCCUUCUUCUACUUAGAAGUGGCCUACGGCCAGCUUUUCAAAAGAACCAUGCACAGGUAUUUUUACUUUGGGAAAGGUAAAGAGGGGUACCAAGCUUUGAGCUUUGGAGUCUCAAUCAUCUUGCUCUAUAUGUCUUUGUUAUACUUAUGUGUUUUAGCUUGGUGAGUUACAUUUUUGAUGUUUUCAUUUCAAGAUCCUUUGCCAUGGGCUGUCUCUGAUCAAGAAUAUCAGGCUGGCCAAUUUUGGAAGCAGGAUUAUUUCAAAAAGGAGUUUCUCCACAUUACUGACGAUAUUUUUGACAUGUCAAAUUACUCAAUCUUGAUAAUAAUUGCAUUCAUAUUGUCUUGCUUUAUGACUUACUUGACUUCAUUUAAGGGAAUGGAUACAGCAAAAUGGAGCGUUUUAGUCAUCACUCCACUCCCCUUCUUGAUUCUGACAGUACUGUUCAUCAAAGGCAUCUUCCUCUCAGGGAAUACAAUCGGGUGGGGUUAUAUAUUUAGUGCUGAUUGGAACAAGCUAUGGACACUUCAGAUUUGGAGAGAUGCUGCUAGCCAGGUCAUCUUUUCAAGCAACAUUGGGAUUAAUCUCACCAUACAUUUUUCAUCUCUAAAUCCUCGAAACCAGAAGAUUUUGAUGCCUUCAGUCGUGAUUCCAGUAAUGAAUUUUGCAACCUCUGUGUUUGCAGCCUGCACACUUUUUGCUUUUGUUGGUCAUGCUUCAUUAAUUUCAGGAGUUGAGAUUAGUGAUAUGCCAAUUGAUGGUCAAGAAUUAGCCUUUGUGGCAUAUCCUGCUAUUGUUAAUAUGCUCCCAUUUCCUCAGAUUUGGUCAAUCUUGUUCUUCACUAUGCUAAUCACAAUAGGGUUGAGUAGUCAAUACUCACUUCUUGAUUCAUGAGCAACUAUUUUAUACGGCUUCUUGACUAGAUACGAGUGGUUUACUCUGAGUAAGACCUUCGUAUCCCUACCCUUAACCAUCCUAACUGCUGGGCUAGCUAUUAUCUUCUUUGCGUCAGGAGCAGGCUACUACUGGCUCGAACUCAUGGACCUGUACGCUGUCAGCUUGACGCCGAUUAUUUUUGUCCUGUUUGAGCUGAUUGUGUUUAUUUAUCUACUUCCUUUUGAAGAGCUCGAAAUCAAAGUUCUACAGAAUAAUGAGACUUUUCCUGCUAUGUACAAGUUUUGUCUGAAGUAUGUUUCACCAGUAAUUGCUUUUAUCUUAAUAUGCUUUGGAAUAGUAAAUGAGGUGAUAAAUACUUCUUCAGAGAACCCAUGGGUAAUUCUCAUUGGAGUCUGAUUACUCUUAUUUCCCUUGAUUGUUACCCUUCUGGUGUUUCUAUUCCCAUGAAAGAUACUUUAUGCAGAAGAGCUCAUGAAUGAGGAGGAUUCAGCUAAGUAAGCUCCACUUAAACAGUAUGUUUUGAUCAAAGGGCAUGUUUAACAU
Moneuplotes crassus is the source of this 1710-nucleotide messenger RNA. The record is from the annotation of a GenBank genome assembly. Lineage: Eukaryota; Ciliophora; Spirotrichea; Euplotida; Euplotidae.